CGCCUGGGCGCCGCACGCUCCCGUCCUCGGCUCUGCGCUCCCCCACCGGGCCCAGCCGGCCCAGCGCCCCCUCCCGGACCCCGCCGCCCUCCCCCGCGCCCCCGGCGUCCGCGGUCCCCCCCCCCACCGUAAGUCCCGCUGCACUGUGGGUAGGCGGCGGCGGCGGCGGCGGCGCUGAGGGGCCGGCGGCCGAGCGAGGCCGCGCGCGCCGAAGAUGGCUGAGAAGCAGAAGCACGACGGGAGGGUGAAGAUAGGACACUACGUCCUGGGGGACACGCUGGGCGUCGGCACCUUCGGCAAAGUGAAGAUUGGAGAACAUCAAUUGACAGGCCAUAAAGUGGCAGUUAAAAUCUUAAAUAGACAGAAGAUUCGCAGUUUAGAUGUUGUUGGAAAAAUAAAACGAGAAAUUCAAAAUCUAAAACUCUUUCGUCAUCCUCAUAUUAUCAAACUAUACCAGGUGAUCAGCACUCCCACAGAUUUUUUUAUGGUAAUGGAAUAUGUGUCUGGAGGUGAAUUAUUUGACUACAUCUGUAAACAUGGACGGGUUGAAGAGAUGGAAGCCAGGAGGCUCUUUCAGCAGAUUCUGUCUGCGGUGGAUUACUGUCACAGGCACAUGGUUGUUCAUCGAGACCUGAAACCAGAGAACGUGCUAUUGGAUGCACACAUGAAUGCCAAGAUAGCUGAUUUUGGAUUAUCUAAUAUGAUGUCAGAUGGUGAGUUUCUGCGAACUAGUUGUGGAUCUCCAAAUUAUGCAGCACCUGAAGUCAUCUCAGGCAGAUUGUAUGCGGGUCCUGAAGUUGAUAUCUGGAGCUGUGGUGUUAUCUUGUAUGCUCUUCUUUGUGGCACCCUCCCAUUUGAUGAUGAGCAUGUACCUACCUUAUUUAAGAAGAUCCGAGGGGGUGUUUUUUAUAUCCCAGAAUAUCUCAAUCGUUCUGUUGCCACUCUCCUGAUGCAUAUGCUGCAGGUUGACCCCCUGAAACGAGCCACUAUCAAAGACAUAAGAGAACAUGAAUGGUUUAAACAAGAUUUGCCCAGUUACUUAUUUCCUGAAGACCCCUCCUAUGAUGCUAACGUCAUUGAUGAUGAAGCUGUGAAAGAAGUGUGUGAAAAAUUUGAGUGUACAGAAUCAGAAGUAAUGAACAGUUUAUAUAGUGGAGACCCUCAAGACCAGCUUGCAGUGGCUUAUCAUCUUAUCAUUGACAAUAGGAGAAUAAUGAACCAAGCCAGUGAGUUCUACCUCGCCUCUAGUCCUCCAACUGGUUCUUUUAUGGAUGAUAGUGCCAUGCAUAUCCCCCCAGGCCUGAAACCCCAUCCAGAAAGGAUGCCACCUCUUAUAGCAGAUAGCCCCAAAGCGAGAUGUCCAUUGGAUGCACUGAAUACAACUAAGCCCAAAUCAUUAGCUGUGAAAAAAGCCAAGUGGCAUCUUGGAAUCCGAAGUCAGAGCAAACCAUAUGACAUUAUGGCUGAAGUUUACCGAGCAAUGAAGCAACUGGAUUUUGAAUGGAAGGUAGUAAAUGCAUACCAUCUUCGUGUAAGAAGAAAAAAUCCAGUGACUGGCAAUUAUGUGAAAAUGAGCUUACAACUUUAUCUGGUUGACAACAGGAGCUAUCUUUUGGACUUUAAAAGCAUCGAUGAUGAGGUAGUGGAGCAGAGGUCUGGUUCCUCAACACCUCAGCGAUCCUGUUCUACUGCUGGUUUACACAGACCAAGAUCAAGUUUUGAUUCUACAACUGCAGAGAGCCAUUCACUUUCUGGCUCUCUCACUGGCUCUUUGACUGGAAGCACAUUAUCUUCAGUUUCACCUCGCCUGGGCAGUCACACCAUGGAUUUUUUUGAAAUGUGUGCCAGUCUGAUUACUACUUUAGCCCGUUGAUAAUUUGUCCCUAGUUUCUGUCCUUCUAUAAUUGCACUGUGAAAAUCAGAUAUAUUCUUUAAAUUAUUAUCUUACUUCUGGAUAUCACAUAUUCUGCAAUACUAGUUGAGAGACAUGAAUAUUUCCAGGGGACACUCAAUGCCAUUGAAAUUACUGAAAACAAAAAAAGUCUGACGUUUUAUUUACUUGUAGAAAUCUGUAAUUCUAUUGUGUCUGUGAUAAAUUCACACAGGCAGUAUCUUUAAUAGGUAAACACCAAUGAAAAUGGUUAAUUUACAGUGAGUUCACUAUAGAUGAUUAACACACCUCACUGAUGAACCAUCUCAAUCUAAUGAUGGUUUGGCAACACCUCCUUGCUUUACUGUUUAGUGUAGGUAAAUCCAGUUUACUUCCUAAAUUUCAGCAGUCUUUAGGCUGUGUUUAUGCACCUAAUUUUCUUGCACAGGAAGAUUGAAAAAUAAAACACCCCUAAGUAAGAUAUCAUUUAAAUGCUGAAAUGAUAAAAUUCUGCCCCCCAAAUUUCAGAAGCUAAGUUCUUCUAACAGUUUAUGCAAAUACUGCCUAAUGUUCAACAGAAGGGCUGUGGUUCUGUAACAGGGAACCACAGUUUCCAGUUUCCUUACAGCUGUAACCAACUCAGGGUUUUAUCUUGAGAUUUCCCUGAAUAAUAUCUUAAGAGCCUUCAAGGUUCGACUUAGUAUUGGAACAUCUGGGAUUGCAACAAUUUUUGUCUUUUCCAUAACUUAUGUCAUUUUAUAAUAUACCUUCAAAACCUGCCUUUCUCAAAUUCUCUUUGGCUCUUAAUUUUUGCACUUCACCAAGAAUGAUAAAACAGUUAGAUGAAACAAAACAAAUAUCAAUAAUCCCUAAAAGAAAACUCUUAUCUUUGAUUUUUUAUUUUGUGUAGAGGGGAGGGGGUAAGGGGGUUACGGGGUUAGGGUCCCGGGGUCCUGUUGAAUCACGCAAUGCUAAUUCUUCAUUCCAUGCUGAAGUUUGUUAUUGAUGCCAUCCUCUCCCCCUACCUUCCCUAGUCAUCAGUGUCAUUGUUUAAUCCUCAAUGGGUGACUGACUCAACUUUUGAAUCUUUUCUGGUUCCCUUUCUUGGUUGCUAGCCAUUCAGUUUGAAAACACUAUUCUGGCCCUAUGGGCUUUUAUGUACUUCCAAAGCUUGAUAGGCUAUGAUUUUCACUGUUGAACCUGAUAAGGCAGGGAUGCCUUAAACAUUUUUAAAAAUUCUCUCUUGAAUAAAUAUAUGUGUUGUUCAUAUACAUAUAUAUGUAUGUAUUCACACACCAGUGCUUUUAAUCAAAAACCAAACAGAUCUUUGGUUUGUUUGUUUUACUUUGUGCAGGAUUUUCUUUUUUUAAGAUUUAGAAAAACUAUAUAUGGCAGGGUAGAUAAUAGCUCAUUGAUUAUAUUUUAUUUUAGUAAAAGUAUUUAAUUUUUAAAUUAUGUGUAAUUUAUCUAAUUUGUAUUUAUUCAUUUGUUGUGUUUAAUAUGUUGUAAUUAACAGUCUCAUUCACCUGACUCACCCUAGAAAAUAUUAAGCUCUUGAAAACAAAAAAUUACAUUGCCUUGACAGGGUUCUCUUUGCCAAAAAUAAUGUAUUUUCUACCAAGGAGCAAAUGAGAAUUUUAGACCAAGUUUUCCCCUGUGUUUAUGGUAGACAAGCAUGUCUAUUUUUAAAUAGUUUUUGAGUCAGGAGUUUGCAUUGUGUCACAUCAUAUUGUUGUGUAGAUCUUUUACAAAAUGGUGUUAAAUAACUUGUAAGUCCUACUUAAUAUCAAAAUAAGAGGAAUCUUUGUACACCGAUUUGGGAAAGAAGGUGGGGUCGCAGUUUGAGAUAGUUGAAGGUUUAGCCUUUGAAAGAUUGCCAUCUUGUGGUACCAAAGGGUAAUUUUGUUAGUGAUUAUUUUUACAGGGAUAAGCAGUCCUGCUGUGUUAGUCUGAUGUACAUUGUAGAUAUGGCAUCAUUUUGGCUUCUCCAACUGUGUACAUCUUUUGGGAAAAAUAGGGACCCCUCUUACUGUUUGCUUUAUUGUGAAUGGGAUGACCUUAGGAACAAGGAACUAAUAGGAUUCUUUAUCCCCAGUGACAAUAUCCACAAUUUUGAAGCCAGGGAAAUAGUGGGAAGAAAUCUAGUAGUACUUUAGCUUUGUUAAUCUAAUAAAUCAGACUGUGGAACCUUGUUCAUAUCAAAAUUAUUUUAUAUGGAUGGUUAUCAUGUUUUUUGAGAGUUAAAAAUUUAUUUUCUCACUCUUGUUAGUAUUUAUGAACAUCCAUGGUUUGAUAGUUACCUGUUGAAUUUUAGGAGAACCAAAGGUCAAAGGUUUGGUUCUUUUAUGUGUUAAGUUUUUAAAACAUAGCUAUUUUGUGAAUCUAGGUGGCACAGUAUAUUGGUUUGUAGAGAGAUUUUAGGAGACUUGGUCCAGCACAGCAGGGGCUAGAACAUUGUCAUAGCAGGCUUGUUGUUGCCCAUGGGCACAAGAGGGGAAGAAUCAGUUGCUAAUCCCAAAUUCCCACAGUUCAGCCUUGUAAACUGGUUAACUGUGGAUGUGGUAGGUAGUUCUAGGCUUAAAACAGUUUUCUCCAGUUAAGAUUCUGGAGGAUUAUUAAGUCCUGAACUAUAUCAUGGAAUUGGAGUCCAUAUGGUUCUAGAAUAGCAUUUUUCGAAGUGUAUCCUCUAGAUGCCUACAGAAAAAAAGAAUCCAUGGAGUAAGUUUGGAAAAUGUUACAUGCUGCUCUCUUCCUUGAGGAUGACAAUGGAUAUGAGCAUUAAAGACUUUGAUAAAUCCUUCCUUGAAAGAAAGAAAGCCAUAUAACUUUGUUUAACCUUGCUUUGCCCAAAUUAAUUUACUAUUUAAAAAAACUUAACCUCCCAUGAGAUGUUAAGAACUAAAUAGAAUAUUUUAUGUCUGCACCUUGUUUCAUAGCACCUUGGUUUUCUUAAUUAGGUUGUGGUGGUGUUUGAGUGCAACAUUUAUUCUUUUUUAAUAUUGAUGGAUGACUGAAAAACCUUAAAUAAGAUUACUUGUUAAAAAAAAAAAAACUAAGUCUAGUAACUCAAGCUUAUGGAUCUGUGGGUAAUGAGUCAAUAUCACUGAUUCGUAUUUUCAAAAUAUGUAGUCAGUGCACAUUUUCUAAAUACUUUUGUUUGGGAUACUAUAUGGAGAUGUAAUUCCUGUUAUUUUUCAGUGUAAGAACAGACAUCUUAAAUUGAAUAUGCAGGGAGGGAGGGAGGCAAACCAUUUACAAGUUGAGUUCUUGUUUUGAUCAGCACAUCUUUAAAGAGAGACUUUUGGAACCUCUAGUGUUUGCAUUUCUUGAUAUUAGCCAUCUAUAAAGAGAAUCCAGGAACCUAAAUUAAUCAGAAAUAAUAGUAUUUCUAUGUCAAGGAAUUGGCUAUUUGUCACACAGACAGUUCUCCAUUUUCUGUAAAUACAUUUUCCAUGACAGUUACAUAAUUCUGGGCUUGCUUUCUCAUUCCCUAGCAAGUUUGUUCUUAGGGAAUACCAAUUGGUUUUUAGUAUCUAGAAAAUAAUUAUAAACAACUAUUACAGAUUUUUUGUCUAUUUUAUCUGUGCCAUCUAUUAAUGUGCAGUAUAUUGAGUUAAUGUAGGCACCGCACCUUCCAUUUAUAAAAUGUAAAAGCCCAGAAUAUGUCUGCCACAGACAACACAUCUUUGUCUGUUCACUGGUUAAUAACUUAAAUCUUGGUAAUGGAUGUAAAAUCUCAAUAUCUAAAUGCUAGACACGUUCACAAUUUUGUCUGAUUUUGUUCAUUUUUAAAGACCCAAACCUUUUUAAUCUGGCAUUUCUUUACCUGGUCCUGUCACCCUGUGGCUUUUUAAAUAGGGAAUGUAACUUAUUUUAAUAGUAGUUCUCAGAGACUCUAUUACAAACUCUGGAUGAGGGAUAUGUGCAAUCUGUUGGUAAGUUGCAUCCUAUGUUGGGCCUCAUUUUUGUAAUCCCUGAAAUGGGAGAAUAGAUUAAAAGACCUCUAAGGUAACUUUGAGCUUUAAAAUUCUUUCUUUGUUGCCUUUUCAUAUGAUUUGUGUUCACUUUUUAUGUAUUUAAAGUUUUUAUACUAGUGUUAAUGUUCUAUUUUGGUUUGGUAUGAGGCAUUUUGAAGGUAUCUACUUGAAUAUUUUUCUAAAUACAGCUACCCUCUGGAAUACAAAUGAUAAAAAUCAACCAGAAAGCCAAACAUGGUAAAACAUCAUGUCCGCUUGGCAUGGAGCAAACACUGCUAAUUUGAGUGAAGUGUUCCAUAUAUUUUAAUAGUGAUUUUUAGAUCCAGAGACCCUCCAUAUCUGUUAACUUACUAUUACAGUAACCUUGUGAGGUAACGAGAAAAAGUAUUUUUACCAUUUUCCAGAUGAGGAAGCAUGACCGAAAGGUUCUUUAUAAAGCUUUAAUGCCAUUCAAAUAUUCAUCAGUAAUCAAUGCUCUCUAUUGUAUACCACCUUUCAUCUGGGGAAGAACAGCCUGAAUUAAUGAAAUAUCUGAGUAGUUGAGUAAUAAAUGGAUGUAUUGCUUUCAAGUCUUAGAGUGGCAUAAAGUAGUCUUAACUAAAUGUUUCUUAGUUUAAUUAUUUGAACUAGUUGGUUGUACUAACUAGAUGUAAUUAUCUGAAGUGUAUGAUUAGCAUAUUGAUUUUUAUAAGUAUUCUAAGUUUUUGAGGGUACUCAAUAAGUACUGAAGAACUUUGGGACAUGAUUCUUCCUGUACUUUUAUUUAUAUGACUCUUAUAACACAACUUUUUUUAAAAAAGGAAAACUAGCCCCAGUCCCUAUCUAAAUUAUCAUAGUUUUUGACUUAUCUGAAUUAGGCUUAUCUAAAUUUCAUAUACAAAUUGAUAAUUUUUCAUUUUAUGUGAAAACUAGAUGAUAUAACACUAUUUUCAUAGAGUGUAUUUCCAUUCAGAAACUACCUAAUUAUUGAUGGCUUGAUAGAUUCCCCCAAGCCUUAUAAAACUUGGAAAUAUAACUUAUGUUUGAGCUUUAAAAAUUGUAUAAACCUUAUUAAACAUGUUGUUGACAUCCUUACUUGUCUUUCCUACAUAUAAUUACGAUGCAUUUUAUGCUACUGAACAGUAAUAGCAUGAAGAACAGGACCCAGUCUAGACUGGAUUGAGUUUUAAUUAAACUUCUUCAGCCAUAACCUGAUAAAAAUCAGGUCAGGUCUAGAAGUUAUCAGACUGCAGGCCUGUAUUAAUUUUGUGAGCCAAUGUUAAUGUUUACUGCCAGCUUUGCAUAGCAAUGCCAGUGUGCAGAUGUAACUGUGUAUGUGACUUUUGGUAACUCGUUUAUAUCCAGAGCAGUUUAGGUUUUAUGGAAGUAGCUCAUGAUUACUUGGACAAGCAGGGUAGGUAAAUUUCAAUUAUGUCUAAAGUGCGAUUAAAGAAAUCCUAGAAUAGAGCACUCUUUCCAGGAAAAAGAAUUAUUUAUAGAAUAUCCUAGCAUGAAAACUUUGUUGAACAUCACAGAAUUUUGACAAGGUUCAUACUGUGUGAUUUUUUCUUUUUUAAUUCAAGGUUUGCUACUUUGUGUUGAUUUAAACGAUUUAAAGUUUCAAGGAGGAACAGAAACAUUCUAGCCAAGGAGAAUUGCAUGGUUUUUUUCCUGCUACUUUAAGCUUGCAUUUUUCACAGUUAAAAGUCCCUUUUAAGUAAGUUUUGUUACCAAAAAAGGCCAUUUUUCUAGACAGGUAACAUUUUCCUAAAACAAAAGACUAAAUUGUGCCUUCUCUCUUAAGUUAUAGGAACAGUAAUGAUUAGUAAAAACUUGUUUAAACUGUGUUUUCUUUUUUUCUAAUUUUCCUUAUUUUUCCUUAGAUCUGCGCUUCCAUAUAUGAUCACAUUGUUUGCUUCUGCCUGUUUGUUUUCAAGUUCCUUUGGCCAAACCUCACACUAUCACUGUCAGAAGUUGACUGAAUGUAUUUUCUAUUUCUUUUAUGUUCUUCGGUUGCUUCUCGGCCUUUUGGCUAAGAUCAAGCGUAGUAUCUGUUCUUACCAGUUUAUGUUGCUUCACUCUCUAAGUCACCUUGGUAAAUGUUUGGCUGCCUUCUCAUGCUUUUAAAGUGAAUGCAAUGAAUAGCAAUCUUUGUAGUUAACCCUUUAAAAAGUUUGUAAAGGAAAGAAGAAAUGCAGAGCUCAGAACAAAAUCUAAUUUGGAAUCUGAUUCUUCAUUUGGCUGCUGUAAGCAGCAGCAGAUCACAUGACCUCAUUUAGUUUUCUCAUCUACAAAAUGUGGAUAAUAACCUACCUCACAGAUAUGCGUGAGAAACUGUUUGAAGGCCCUUGUUUAAGUACAGGGUUUAUAUCCCCAUAUUUAAUGUAAAUCCCUUCCUUUUUUUUAAUAGAUAUCUUUGAUACUGAUAGGAUGAGUAUCUUGAUUUUUUGGCAAGUUUUAUGUGGUAAGAACAUAGUGGUAAGAAUGUUUAAGACCACAGUUUCACAAAUUAUGAUGUUCUUAUUUUAAGUAACAUUUUAAAUUUCUUGAAAAUAUCAAAUAUUUGAAUAUUACACUUGUCUUUUGUUGCAACAAGUAUUUUUAUUCAAAACUUCUUAAAAUGUUGGCUGAAGCUGCCUUAAUGUACCAAAUACAGCUUUCUCUCAAGACUGUUCACAACAUCUGUGGUUGUACAACGUUUUGAAUGUUUAAUGUAAAGUUGUUAGAGAACUGUGAACUUUAAGGAUGGUAUCGAUGUUGUUUUAGGAAGAAAGGUUGUGUUCUUUAUCGUGUAUGCUUAAAUAUACAGAGGAUUUUGCGUGCAACAAAUAAAACUGAAAGUUGACGGUCAUUAGGCUAUGUCCAUGACAAUCAUAAGAUAAUAUAGGAUUGGAUAUUAUUCAAUUUUUUAAAGAACAUCCUGCAUUGAUUCUUUCUUAGCACAUCUUUAGAAAAGAAAAAAAAAAUCUCAUAGGCUGAUACAUUAACCCAUUGGAGCAUUUGAUUACAUAUCUAUUUAAAACUUUUUUUAAACUGUUGAAAUUGGGACCAAUUUUUAUAAUUGGUUUCAGAGGGGAAAAAACUGACUUCCAGUGCUUUUGUAUUCUAAUAACCAUAGAUUCAAAUUUCAGUUUUGUUUGUUAUGUGUUUUGGGGGGGGGUGUUAAAUGAUCAGUGGGGAUUGUCUUUCAGUAACUGUAUGGAAAAGAUGUCUUCUUGAACUACACAGCAUUUUGUGGUUACAGGUCUUCUCUACUUAAUGUUUGCACUGUAUGAAAAUCACAGGUAACAAACACAAAAGAGAAAAGCAGCCUGUCUGAUUGCUAACACACUUUAUUCACAACAAAAGCAAAUUAAAGUCUCUGUAAUUUGAAAGCUA
This is a messenger RNA of Cynocephalus volans (Philippine flying lemur), 9204 nucleotides long. RefSeq names its product protein kinase AMP-activated catalytic subunit alpha 2 (gene PRKAA2). Lineage: Eukaryota; Metazoa; Chordata; Mammalia; Dermoptera; Cynocephalidae. The record is from RefSeq and is a predicted model, not a curated record. Gene Ontology annotation, molecular function: AMP-activated protein kinase activity; ATP binding. Gene Ontology annotation, cellular component: cytoplasm. The transcript has 9 exons. Gene Ontology annotation, biological process: protein phosphorylation; intracellular signal transduction. Bases 215 to 1873 code for a protein of 552 amino acids.